This is a messenger RNA of Malaclemys terrapin pileata, 2263 nucleotides long. RefSeq names its product mitogen-activated protein kinase kinase 5 (gene MAP2K5). Gene Ontology annotation, molecular function: ATP binding; MAP kinase kinase activity; protein binding. Gene Ontology annotation, biological process: MAPK cascade; protein phosphorylation. The record is from RefSeq and is a predicted model, not a curated record. Bases 155 to 1243 code for a protein of 362 amino acids. Lineage: Eukaryota; Metazoa; Chordata; Testudines; Emydidae. The transcript has 18 exons.
UUUUCCGGCUCCCGCGGUUUGGUUCCGGGGCAGGCCGGGCCGCCGCUCGGGGACUGGAGGCGGCGGCAGCAGCUCCGGCCGCGGCGCAUCGACCCCGGCGAGUGGCGCUCCCGGGCCGGGUGCGGGCCCCCAGCAUGUGAGGCGCCGCGGGGGGAUGCUCGUACCCGGCUGCGGCCCGCCCCGCGCCAUGGAGAGCCCGCCGCUCGUCAUCCGCAUCACCAUCCCGGACGGCGGCGCCGUGGACUGGACCGUCCACCCCGCGCCGCAGCUGCUCUUCAGGGACGUGCUGGAUGUCAUUGGACAGGUUUUGCCUGAUGCAACGACGACAGCAUUUGAAUAUGAAGAUGAGGACGGUGAUCGGAUUACUGUUAGAAGUGAUGAAGAAAUGAAAGCCAUGCUAUCCUAUUAUUAUACCACUGUAAUGGAACAGCAAGUAAAUGGACAGUUAAUAGAACCUUUGCAGAUAUAUCCAAGAGCCUGCAAGCCUCCUGGGAAACGCAACAUACAUGGCCUGAAGGUAAAUACACGAGCAGGGUCUGCUAAUAAUAGCAGCUCAGCAGUCUCGGAUUCCCUUCCAAGCAAUAGCUUAAAGAAGUCUUCUGCAGAACUGAAGAAAAUAUUAGCUAAUGGCCAGAUGAAUGAACAAGACAUACAGUAUCGAGACGUCCUCGGUCAUGGCAAUGGAGGCACGGUCUACAAAGCAUAUCAUGUCCCUAGUGGAAAAAUACUGGCAGUAAAGCUCAUACCUUUAGAUAUUACACUGGAACUCCAAAAGCAGAUUAUGUCGGAAUUAGAAAUCCUUUAUAAGUGUGACUCAUCUUAUAUCAUAGGAUUUUAUGGCGCUUUUUUUGUAGAAAACAGAAUUUCACUAUGUACAGAAUUCAUGGAUGGCGGUUCUUUGGAUGUUUAUAGAAAAAUUCCAGAGCACGUACUAGGAAGAAUAGCCGUAGCUGUUGUUAAAGGCCUUACCUAUUUAUGGAGUUUAAAGAUUUUACACAGAGAUGUGAAACCCUCUAAUAUGUUGGUGAACACACGAGGACAGGUGAAGCUGUGCGACUUUGGGGUUAGCACACAGCUGGUGAAUUCUAUAGCCAAGACGUAUGUUGGAACAAAUGCUUAUAUGGCGCCUGAACGAAUUUCAGGGGAACAAUACGGGAUUCAUUCCGAUGUAUGGAGUUUAGGGAUUUCCUUCAUGGAGCUUGCUCUUGGGAGGUUUCCAUAUCCUCAGCCUUUUCCACCUUGAUUUUCCCAACAAUAUGAGAAACGGAGCGGUAGUGUCCUUAACUCAAAGAGACAAGACUGUCAGGCCUGUUAGCUCAACAAAAUGAUGACAUAUUACUUGUCUCGAUGAAGAGGCAUUCUUAAAUCCCACUGCAAGGAAAACAUAAGUGGAUAAUAGAAAAUUUUAGAGCCAGAGUAUCCAUUCACUGUAAUCUUGCCAUUGGUUCCUUUUCUAAGAAAGUACAGAAGGCAAAAACACUGUUCGUGAAAGAGAUCCUCUUUUUUUUUUUUUUUUUUUUACUUGCUUUUAAUGAAAGAUUUGCGCUCUUACCAUACUUCUGUGCAUAAAAGUAUCAGAGAGAUGCUGUCAUGUAUGCUACACAUUUUAGGCCAGACCCUCAGCUGGAAUAAAUCAGUGUGGCUCCACUGAGGUCAGUGCAGUUAUGCUGAUUUACAGCAGCUAAGGAUCUGGCCCCAUGUCAAUAGGACUAGAUUUUACAAAUGCUUUUGGAUUACUUAUACCAAAGCCAUUUUUAAAUAAGAUUUGGGUUUUGGCCUUGCUUGAGCAAAUUCUUCCCUCACUGUCUUUUCAGCUAGUGAGGUUUAAUUGUAGGUCAAAAAGCUACUUAUCUAACCACUUUGCAUUUAAAACACAUUAAUUUCUUUGCUGUAUCUUAAAGUUUGCCUAAUAAUUUUGUGGUUUUAAUUGAAGUUACUGCUUUUUGAUCCCUAUAUUAGCAUAGUCUAAGGUUAUUUUUUUUAUAUGUAAUUCAUACUAUAGCCCAAAUUUGGUCUAGUUUCAUUUAAAUGUGAGCAGGUUGUCAAGGAAAAAAAAAUUAGUUUAGCUUGGCACAUAAAGUAGCUAUUUUACUGUUGGUUUUUUUCAGUUGACAGAAACAUCAUUUAAGCAUUCAUUUAUUUUGUAAGAAUAAACUGAAGGUUGGUUAAAGCAUGUUUCCCGGUAAGAAUGAAAUCUGUUAUCUUCCACUUGCAUCAUAAUAUUGAACCAUUUAAAAGACAUUAAACACUGUUUAAAUGCUAA